UUGUCAGAUGAUCAAGCUUCUUCAGCCGCAAACGCUGAUCGCCAAAUAUUUCCUUCGGGGGCACGUGUCGAUCUACGGCCUGGGCAGCCAAUUACAACCAACUGGCACUUCCGUUCUCAGCCCGACUAUCCUGUGGACUUGUAUUUCCUAAUUGACCUAAGCUACACAAUGCGUGAUGAUUUGGAGACGGUGUCUAAGCUCACUGCUGACAUCGCGAGGGAGAUGAGCGGCGUGACGCGCGAUCUGCGCAUCGGCUUUGGCGCAUUUGUUGACAAGCCAUUCUUUCCAUUCGUGGUACCUACUCGCAGCUACUUGUUAAACCCAUGCCAGGGCGUGGGCGAGGAGCAGGUCAUUUGUGAUCCGCCCUUCUUGUUCAAGCAUAUCCUCUCCUUGACCAGUAACUUCGAAGAAUUCCGCAGGAAAACCAUCCUAUCGAGGGUAAAAUAG
Protopolystoma xenopodis is the source of this 447-nucleotide messenger RNA. The record is from the annotation of a GenBank genome assembly. Lineage: Eukaryota; Metazoa; Platyhelminthes; Monogenea; Polystomatidea; Polystomatidae.